Haemorhous mexicanus (house finch) is the source of this 2427-nucleotide messenger RNA. RefSeq names its product eva-1 homolog C (gene EVA1C). The coding region runs from base 1178 to 2350 and encodes 390 amino acids. The record is from RefSeq and is a predicted model, not a curated record. NCBI's taxonomy places the organism in Eukaryota, Metazoa, Chordata, Aves, Passeriformes, Fringillidae. The transcript has 8 exons. Gene Ontology annotation, molecular function: carbohydrate binding.
GCUCCAUUGGCAUCAGGCUGAUGGCUCUCCAGGAUAACCAUCCUGUCUCUCCAGCUGCCAGUCCACUUGCAGCAUUAGUCAUUGAGACUGAACUGAAAGCAGCUCAGGCUUCAAUUCCUGUGCAACUUGUAGGAACUUCUUUAAACCCUGCACCCCUCAGGUUUGAAACUGGCCAUUAAGCUUAAAUGGUGAUGAGUUGAGUAAAGGAAUGGCAGAUGGACAGAGGGCAGGAUCUCAUAAGAUUCAUCUCCUUCAGAAAUGGGCACCUGAAAAGUCUCAAGGACUGAUUCUAAGAAAAGCAAACCAAAUGCCUACUCUGAAACCAAAGUAGGCAUUUGGAAAUGGAAUGGGGUUUGUUGUCCCUGUCUUAUUAGUGAAACUAGAUUGUGCCUAGUUUUUCCAAGGAAACAUCUAUCUUUGCUUAAAAAAAAAAAGAUUUAGAUAAUACAAAAAAAUAGAGUGGUUAUAUGAAAAACAUUUUCCUUGCACAGAAAACCAACUUUUCAUGCUAUCUCUGCAGUACAACUGGAAGUUUGAAGUUGGUAGGAUGGUAGUCACUGGCAAAGAGAGCAAGGGUUGAGAGGAACAGUGGAAAAAGGCACACUGAAAAAAAUAAGGCAUGGAGGGAAGUUAAAUCAGAUUGGUGACAUGCAAGAAGGCAUAUAUUAAGGAAUUACAGAUUUUUACGUGUGCCGAGUAAAGCUAAUUGUGCUAAUUUCUGAACAGCAAGAAGAAUAAACAAUGCUUCUGUCUUAGUAUAUUUCUUAGUGAUUAAAGAUUGCGACAUGGAGUGUGGCUAGAAUGAGUCAAACAGAAUAUUGACAAGGCACUUAGAUAAAAAGAGUAAAAUGAUGAAGCAAGAAACAUAGUGUCAUGAAUUUUAGAAACAUUGCAGACAAUUUGCAGACAGCCAGGUGACAGGGAAUGCCAAGAUUUCCUUGUCUCCUGGACAGAGAGCCCUGGCAGAGCAUGACCUGUGGCAUAGCUGCCUUAAGAGCAGCAGAGGGUAUGGCAGAUGGGAUUGGGGCUGAAACUCGGGAGUUAAUUUCUCCUCGGUGCUUCCUUCACAAGCCAACGGAGAAAAUACUGCAGGAGAAGUACUGCAGCUGGAUCCCAAACACCAGUCAAUAUCAGAGAGUCGUGCUUCCAAUGGUGUUUGUAGCAGAGUUUAUUAACUAUGCUGCUAUCACUGCAUGAAAUACCUUCCUUCAAAUUCACCAAGCUGGCUUGUGUAUUUUUAAUGAGUGUUGGCACAAUUCUUCACAGAACUGUGGGAGCUGAUGGAGAUUUACCGGAUGGAUUAGCCUUCUGGGACUCCCACAACAGUUACCUAACGAAGCUCCUGCAGAAUCACACUGCCUAUGCCUGCGACGGGCAGCACCUGAGCCUGCACUGCCCUCGGCACUCAACCAUCAGCGUUCAGUCGGCGUUUUACGGGCAGGACCCCCACAUGUGCAGUGCUGGGGAGCCUGAAACCAGCAUGGCAGAGCCCAGGAACUGCGUGGCACCCACCUCUUUGCAGAAAGUACUGGAUGAAUGCCAAAACCUGAGAUCCUGCCAACUCCUUGUCAAUAGUCGGGUUUUUGGGCCUGAUCUGUGUCCAGGAACCACUAAAUUCCUCCUUGUCUCCUUUAAAUGCAAACCUACUGAAUACAAAACCAAAUCAGCAUGUGAAAACCAGGAACUGAAGCUCCACUGUCAGGAAUCCAAGUUCCUUAUCAUCUACUCGGCCACCUAUGGCAGAUGGGCACACGAGGAGAGCGUCUGCUCAACAAAGGCGGAGCACGCACCCCCCUUUGACUGUUUGUCUUACUCAGCGCUGGAAGUGUUAUCAAAAAGGUGCUAUGGGAAACAGAGAUGCAAAAUCAUUGUCACUAGCCGGGAUUUUGGAAGUCCGUGCCUACCUGGAGUGACAAAAUACCUAAAUGUCAGCUAUGCAUGUGUUCCUAAAUUUAUCCUCACAGCAGUCAACCCCCUGGUCCCUGAUAACAAGUCUUCCAUCAAACAGAACGAUGGUGUCGACCUUGAUCCAAGGGAAUCGAGACUUCCAAAGAAAGGUGGAACUAUUGUUAGCUCUAACUACUUGGCUACAUUCGCCUACAUUAGAGUGACAUCCAGAAACUGCACAGGAGGAGGGAUCAGCUGGUGCCACAGAGUGCCAGAGCCUACAGGAGCAGUGCACAGGAGGAGGAGGAGGAAGAGGAGGGGGAGGAUUCCUCCCUUUCAAACACCCAGGAUGAGACAGACGGACUUUACAGACCUUCUUACUCAGGUUAUAACUCGGCAGAGGCAGCGGAACUGGCCGAAAGGAUUGAGCGCAGGGAGCAGAUCAUACAGGAAAUUUGGAUGAACAGUGGCUUGGAUAUGACACCCCCUAGAAAUAUGAAUACAUUUUAUAUCAAUGAACAAUAAAUGGCUUAUUUUGGA